Molecule: messenger RNA, 925 nt
Organism: Hemiscyllium ocellatum (epaulette shark)
Lineage: Eukaryota; Metazoa; Chordata; Chondrichthyes; Orectolobiformes; Hemiscylliidae
Gene: znf593
Product: zinc finger protein 593
Exons: 4
Coding region: 275-670 (131 amino acids)
Molecular function (GO): zinc ion binding; nucleic acid binding
Source: RefSeq, a predicted model, not a curated record
UUUCUGACAUCAGCCAAGAACACAAGAACGAGGAGCAGCAGUAGGCCAUUUCAGUCUGCUCUGUGAUUAAUUAAACCGUGGGUGGUCAGGUUACUGUCUCCAUUCCAUUUACCCGUCUGCCCACAACUCUGAGCCCCUACUCGACCCUUCACUCAGCCUUGAGUAUAUUCAGUCACCCAGCCAAUACUCCUCUCUUAGGAAGCGAAUUCCAGAGAUGAACAACCAUCUGAAAAAAAACUUCCUUACCCAGACUUAAAUUAGAUCAUCGGCGGAAAUGACUCGGUCCAAGAGGAUACGCAAUCACAACAGUGACAAAAAGAAAAGUAUAUCAAAGCAAUGGAAAACAAAAAGGCGAACAAAAGAUUUAGAUCAAAUUCAUGAAGAUAUGAAACCUGAAAAUGCAGACAAAUUAUUGCACCAGGAAAUAGAUUAUGAUGCCAUAGGAAAUGCACAAUUCUACUGCUUACACUGCGCGCGGUACUUCAUUGAUCAAAGAAGUCUCAAAGAGCAUUUUAAAACAAAAGUUCACAAACGAAGACUAAAACAGUUAAGCGAAGAGCCCUACACUCAGGAAGAAGCAGAGCGAGCAGCAGGAAUGGGAUCCUAUAUACCAGCAAAGAAAGUCAAAGUUGAGACUCAGGCAAUAGAAGAAGAAAUGAAAAUAUCAUAAUUUGAUUUUUGUAAAAAUUGAAUUCCUCUUCAAAAAAACACAAAGCUCUUUUAAUAUUGUUCAGAGCUUUAUAUAAUUAUUUAAUCUCAAAGAUUUGUUGGCUUGGAUCUUAUUGCUUCAGCUGAUGCUCCUGAAUGCCAGCAUCAUGUUCCUAAAAAUACAUCUAAAUUGGUAACUUUAUCCUUUUGAUAGGGUGUGUUGUAACCUUCAAAUAGGCCAUCUUCAGAAAUAAAGACAUUCCAAAGAGAAACUAAA